CUAUUUAAAAGUUGAAAGUGUAAUUAUGGUUUGGGAUCAAUGUCAGCGUGUCCUUCGGAGGCGGGCGAGUUCAGACGGAUGGGUUCUCUCAGGUCUGGCGUGCUCGUGCUGAUGCUGGGAUUGACUGACGGAGUGCUUCGGUGAGCCUCUAGAUUGUGUUUUGAGGAUAUUGGGUUUAAAUAUUCAAAAUGGCGGACGGAGGAGCAGCGAGUCAAGAUGAGAGUUCAGGACCAGAUUCUAGAAUGAGUAAUCCAUCGGAAACAAGUAAAUGUGCAAUGGAGAGCGGGGACGAAAGCACUGGUGCCCAAACAAAUGGACUGGACUUUCACAGGCAGACUGUGCAAACAACAAGCGCAAUCACCAACGCACACGCACAGGCCUUGCUCCAACAGUUGACUUUUACUCCAGCGCAGCAGCAGUUAUUGCUGCAGCAGGCUCAGGCUCAGCUCUUAGCAGCAGCGGUGCAGCAUUCAGCCAGCCAGCAGAGCAACACUACAGGAGCCAGCAUCUCUGCCUCUGCUGCCACCCCCAUCACCCUCUCCCAACCCAUCCAGAUCACACCUCAAUUACAGCAACUGCAACAGCAGCAGAACCUCAACCUGCAGCAGUUUGUGCUGGUCCAGCCGGGCCACCACAUCGCAACACAGCUGCAGCCGACGCAGUUCAUCAUCUCGCAGACACCACAGGGCCAGCAGAGUCUCCUGCAGGCCCAGAACCUUCUAACUCAACUACCUCAAAGCCAAGCCAACCUCCUGCAGACCCAACCGAGCAUCACACUUGCCACACAGCCUGCUACACCUACACGCACGAUAGCAGCGACCCCCAUCCAAUCCCUUCCUCACAGCCAGACGACACCAAAGCACAUCGACACACCCAGCCUGGAGGAGCCCAGCGACCUGGAGGAGCUAGAGCAGUUUGCCAAGACCUUCAAACAGCGACGCAUCAAACUGGGCUUCACGCAGGGGGAUGUUGGCCUUGCCAUGGGAAAACUUUAUGGAAACGACUUCAGCCAGACCACCAUUUCUCGCUUUGAGGCCUUAAACCUGAGCUUUAAAAACAUGUGCAAACUGAAGCCUCUGCUUGAAAAAUGGCUCAAUGAUGCAGUGCGCGCUGUUUGUGCAGAGAACCAGACGUCUGACCAGGCCCUGUCCAGUCCCAGCUCUCUUGGCUCGCCUGGGCUGGGCUUGGAGGGUCUGAAUCGGCGCCGCAAGAAGAGGACCAGCAUCGAGACCAACAUCAGAGUGGCCUUAGAAAAGAGCUUUCUGGAGAACCAAAAACCUACCUCUGAGGAGAUCACCAUGAUUGCGGACCAGCUCAACAUGGAGAAGGAGGUGAUCCGAGUAUGGUUCUGUAACCGCAGACAGAAAGAGAAGAGGAUCAACCCACCCAGCAGCGGCAGCGCCAUCAGCACUCCUAUCAAAGCAAUCUUCUCUCCCACUACAGCUCUGGCACUGAGUACAGCAAGUCUUGUGACCAGUAACACACCGACUACAAUGACUGUAAACCCAGUUAUGCCUCUCACCAGCACCAGUGUCUCCAGUUUUACUGGCACAACUGUUGGCUCAGCUACCACUAACACUGCAUCGGUCAUCUCCACUGCACCUGUAGUCACCACAGCAGCAUCCUCUCCUUCGAUCAGCCCUUCCCCCUCCGCAGCACAGGCGUCCUCCUCAGAGCAGACUUCAGCUCAGGAGAUAUUGACGGCAGUAAGUCAGGCACCUUGCUCCUUGGCGACAACUCUGUGCACUGGGCAGGUGAUGGUGGCGGCGCCCAGCCUCUCAGCCGCUCUGCAAGGAGCCACUCAGCUGCCCACCAGCGCCAGCAUCGCUGCCAUGGCUGCAGCCGCAGGCCUCAAUCCUGGCCUCAUGGCGUCCUCACAGUUCAAUCCUGGCGGAGCUCUUCUAAGUUUGGCACCUGGUGGUCUUGGAAGCGCUUUGAGUCCAGCACUGAUGAGCAACAGCACCUUGGCCACUAUCCAAGGUCUGUGGAGCGCUCUGGCAUCUAGUGGCACUCUGCCCAUUACAUCUCUGGACGGGAGCGGGAACUUUCUGUUUGCCAACACCUGUGCUGGCAGCACCCCUAACCUCGUGACGGCACCCCUCUUUUUGAACCCUCAGAACUUGUCACUGCUUGCCAGUAACCCGGUCAGCCUGGUGUCUGCAGGAGGGGCAACGGGAGCCCUCAACCUGCACAUCACCACCGAUGCCCACCAGAGCGCUGUUACCACUGCAACUAUGCCCGCCUCCACCAUCACCACGGCCUCUAAGGCCCAGUAAAAGCUUUACCCUCUCCUCUCCUAGAACCCUUUCCUCUUUCUAAGUUUUUCUUUAAUAUCUUGCUACCACCAAAAACGAACCUACUAAAUGGGAUUUAUUGUUGUUUUAAUGUUUAAGUUUGUAUGUCCUAACUUUUCACAUAUCUUUUACACCUUAAUCUGUGAUGUUUGGACCUCAUUGAUGGUCAACCUUAAGAGAAUGUUGGCGUCUCCAGCACAGGGCUUGCAUCAGGAGAGCAAAAACCUCUCUGGACAUUGUGCCAAGUCUCUGUGACUCAAAGACAUAUUCGUUUCAGUGAACACGCUCCGUUCUCCCAUUAUCACAUCAGACCUCUUCUUCAGAGGUAUUUCUGAAAUGCUUUUAACCAAAAAACUUAGUUUUCUCUGUGUUGAAUGAUACCUUCUUACUGCUGACAGUAACCUCUUGAUUCUUUUAUGAUCUCAUCUCUUUUCACUGGACAUCCUGCUUUAAGACGUUCCUGCCCCCUGGAACAUUUCCUUUUAGAUGCACAUGAUUUAUUUUUAUCAAACAGUGGGUUAGCUUUAUGUCCAGUAUCUUACUAACUCAUGGUUACAAGGCUUUAAAUGGAGUAAUAAGCGGCUGCGAUGCGGUUUCAUUGCUUUAAGGAAUCGUUCGACAGGCCUUUCUUUCUUUCUAGUGAAACACUUUCAGAUACUGUUUUCAUAUCAUUUUGUAGUUAACUCUGUAGCAGAAGACUAAACUGGGUCCGAAUUUUUUUUUUUUUUAACCUAGUAACAAGCUCACUUUAUACUAAAAGCUUUAAUGAAUUAUGACAUGAUUCGUCAAGGAGGAGUUGUUCAGAGUGGGCAACAGUAACUAAGCAGUCUACUUUGAAGCUUCAGUAAGUGAGCGCUUGCGAGUCUUACAUUAGCAUCAGGACUGUGUAACCGCGCAAGGUAAACCUCCUCAAGGUCUUCCUAACAUGGGAUGUACUUAUGGUAUCACCACCCGAUUGUGAAGGUGUAGGUCAAGCAAGAUAAAGUUGAGGUGGAUGAUGUCCAAAUGGGUUUUUAUGUCAUCGGAUCUUUGAUUUUCUACUUGUGCACAGUAUCUGUACCAAAAAACUGGAUUUGAGAACUGCAGUCUGCUCCGUUUUAGCAGAACUUCUGUCACGCUUUAAGAGGUCUUUAUUUCAGAGGUAUUUGUAUUGCCUCUAUUUCAAGAUAUACCAAAAAUCUUUGUUAUACCUGUUGCUGUAUAUUGCUACUGUAGCAUAGUUUAAGCCUAAAUAUUUAUGAGCGAAGGCUCUCGUUAGACCACAGGAAAUAUAAUGCAAUAUUUUUGAUCUUCUCCAAAGAUGAAAACCUAGUUCAUUUAUUGUUUUUCUUUUGUUUGAGAUGACCGUCCCUCCUCAAUUUUGUAGUGUCAGUGAAACUAACCAAAUAGAUUGAAGCGAGAACAGGACGUGAUGCUACAGCAUAGGACCAGUUUGAGGUCUGGGGUUGUCCCUUCUGCUGGUCAAUGAGACAUAUGGGGAGUCGUCUCCCAUUCUGUUCAGAUAACUGAAAAAUUGUAAACGCGUAAGUCAUGCAAGUGUGUUCUUAGCUGACAGGAUUUUUGAACAUUUUCCCUUCUUUAUAAUUACAAGGUGCCAGAUUCAGUCCUCCGUAAUCUGAAAUCAGGGACAUCUCUGAAUUUUAAAGAGCCCCUUGUCCCUCCAGCCUAAUGUGUAGGCUAUACCAUGGAGGACAGUAGAGUGGGUCUGAAAUAUGUAAUAAAUGGGUGAGAACUUAAUUAGGGGUUUUAGCUGGAUGGUCUGUUUUGUUUUUCCCUACCAAUGUAAUGCAGCCAUGAUGUAAAGCUUGAACCAAAGUGGAUUUCUCACUAGCUGCUGUGCCUGUGUCGGCCAGUGCAAUGCUGACCACACUUUCACUACUCACUACUGACAAACUUUGCCAUCUAUUACACAUCUUUUAAACCCUACUCUUUUGACUUGCAUUUUCCAACAAAUCGUGUUCAGCAUUCUGAAGAAAUAUAGCUUCUCUAGUGCAGGGCUAUCUUGCUUUAGCGCUCAAUAUCCAAACAUUUAACGAUCCAAAGAAAAUCUCAAGGGCCUUGUGUUUAGUGCUGUUUUUGGCAUUUUGGGAGUCUGUCCUUCGUUUCAUUGUUUUACCUUCUUGGUGAGUCUUUGUUUUGGAUGUAGUUUCAUUCAUUCAUCAAGAUCCUGACGAACCUGUGGCAGUACAGAUGGCUCUCAAAUGGCUUCACAUGAUGAAGAAGAAGGUGGAUUUUUAGGGUUGUAGUGAUACAUUUUGUUGUUGUUGUUGUUGUUGUUGUUAAUGAGUGAUGCAGACAGGCAUUCUGGGAGAAUUACAGUACUGUUUCGUCCAUAGCAUUGCUUUUAACACUCACAUUUUAAAUUCUGUGGCAAAGAGGUCAAGAGUCUCCCAUUACUGUCCCUUUCGUCUUUUGUUACUGUGGCCCUGUCUGUCAGUUUUUGUUAUGAUGACUGUUUUCUAGCGAUGCUAUUUGUAUUUUAUUGUUAAUAUGAUUUGAAAUACCUCAGCAGCACUUACAUGGAAGGUUCACUUUAAGCAAAAGACACCAGAAGUCAACUCCAGAAUGUACAAAAGCUGUUUUUUACAGUCCAAUUUUAAAAUGACCAACAUGUAUAACCAAACUACAAAGUAUAACAGGAAAAUCUGUAAUAAUAAUAAUGUCAUAUAAGUCUACUACUGCUAUUUCAAGUACUACUACUACUACUUAAAGGGUAUGUCCAGGUUAACUUGUAAUGAAUAUUUUGUUAUCCUGUUUGCCAAAGUAAAAAAAGAAAAAGCCUUUGUCUUUGCGGCUGGGUCUUGUUGCUGCUCAUUCCGCUGGUUCUGUCCGGAAAUUUCAAACGUAGCCUCUCUGGACAUGUAGAUUUGUGUGUUGUUUUGCGUGUUAGUGUCAUGAUCCGGUGGUCGCCAGGACUAUGGGGAGUUACUGAUAUAUUUAUCUGAGGAAUUACUCAAAGAUUAGAGAACUUCUUUUCUAAAUUCUAUAUAUAUAUUCACUUAUGUAAGAUGCUCAUAUUUUAUAUUUGAACUAAUAUCUAGUGUGAAUGUAGUGUUUUUGUUAUGCUUAUUCACUAAAAGAAAAAAAAAACUUGAUUUAUAUUAUAACUAUUCUAAAAAAAAUACCAAAAAAAAAAAAGUCCAGACCAAAAAGUGCAACCACACCCUUAUGACGUGGGAGUGGCUGUUGUGUGCCCUGCCCACAUUUAAAUGAGGUUUGUUUGAGUGGGAGGGGCUUGUGAUGGUCCUCACAGCUUUCAUUGACGUAACAGACUUGAUAGCACCAAACUAUUUUUACUUAGAAUUAUUUUUUACAUUUUUGUUGCUUUUAAUGAAUUUAAUUUGCCAUGUUGCUUUUAAACAAUCAUUUGAAUUUACUUUAUGCCUUUUUUUUGUAUAUCAUGAGGGAGCAACGUCACUGGCUUUCUUAGUUUAACAAAAACUUGCAUUAAUCAUUUAUGCCUUACUAUUAUUUCAGAGUUUGACACAUUGUAGUAAACUAUAAUAUGUUGAGGUGAGAGAUGAUUUUGUUUCGGUUGUGAACUCAUGUGUGCGCGCACAUAUGAAAGAGGAUGCAACCGAGCAUGCACCAGUGUCAAACUCAUAUGGUGCAUAUCAACCAUGAAAAUAACGCUGUGAGUUUUAUUUGUGUCUUGUGAUAUUUUAGAGGUGUUGCUACCUAUUUUGUAGGUAAAAUUCAAGCCGGUUGGAUACCUGUUAAAAGCUUUACUAAUAACUCCACUCCAGCUGAUAUGUAGGGGGCGCUAGUGGUGCAUUUACUUUAAAUCAUAAUACUUUAGAGAGGUUCUGUCUGAUGUAAUAUCUUAAAAGUGAGACAUAUCGGUAAGAAAUACAGGAUUUUUUUUUUUUUUUAAGUGGACAUAAGGAAGCAUCAUGCAUAAUUUGAUGCAAUUGACCACUUGGCUGUAAAUGAUAUCUUUUUGAACCUGUGUGCUCAUGAGAUGUUCGGAUGUGAUUUAUCCAAGGAUGUUGAACCUGGCAGCAGCUUUGUACAUUUGAAGUUGUUGUGGAUCCUUUCUGGCACUUGAUUUUUGUGUGUCUGGAUGCUCUGACUUGUGAUUGGAUAGUUUCUCGAUUGUAGCGGGGUUUGGCGCUAUAGACCUUCAGUCCAGUGACAAAAUAGGAUAGUUACAGAAGAGGUCAUGCACCAGAGAGCCGAGCGAGAGCUGGUCUGAGUAAAGGAGCUGUUGUAUACCUCAUUUAUAACUCGAAACGGAGAAAAAAAACUUGCUUUAAUCUACUUCAAAAGAUUAAAUAAUAAAAUAUAUAUUUAAAAAAAAGUUCUGUCCCAGAACAGAAGCCUGCAGAUGUCUGUUUAAAGUUUGGAGUGAGGAACCGGAUGGAUACCCAGAGGACCGCACAAACUGAUGCAUAUUAGAAGCCCACCCCACGAAUUUAUGUUUUGCUUUUGAUACAAAUUUAAGUUCACACUAAAGCGCAUAAAUUUUAUACCAAAGCUUUUUUUAAAGAUUUGACAGCUGUCGUCUUUAUGAACCCCCAACACUUAUUUGUCGCAGGGUUUGUGCCACUGAUUCUUCUGGGUUUGUGGUCUGCUUGUUCCUCGUUUUCUUAUUGGUAACCAAAGACUUUUCAAAGUGAUUGUAUGGACUAAACUCUCUCUACUAGUGCCCUGCCUCAACCAUCAGCUUGUGGUUUUAGAUCAUUGGUCACUCAUGUGGCCAAGUGGUUUUAGUAGAAAGAGGAAGCAAAACUGCUCUGCCGGCUUCUGGAAAGGACUUACAGUAACCCCUCAUGGGCUGGGUGAUGUUUAUUAAUACACGCUGAAGGAUGUCCUGGGCUCACUGCAAUCUGCUCAGGAUAAACUGUCCUCUGUAGUUCCACUCUGUGGCUGCAGCAAGGCAACACUGUUUCUAUGAUUGUCUACAGAAAACACGCAACGUCUCUCCAUAGUCAUCUUUUAGGUGCCGUCAUCCCAUGGUUUUGAUGUUCUGUCGAUGUCUUUUAUCUAGCUUUGCUUUUUCCACUAUCGUGAUUUCAAUUGGUUUUAUCAGCUGUGCAACUAUGCAUCGUUGUCCUCCAUCCUGCAAGGACAGCGUCUGUGCGACACGGUCCUUUUCAGAUGGAAAUAGUUUUAUGCCGAGUGGAGAGUCGAAAGCAACUAUAAGCUCCAUCCCAAAGCAAAAAUAUCCAAAUAUGAAAUGUUUUACAAAUGCAGAUACCAAAGAUUACUCUGUUCUUUUUCCUCUUCCUUCUCAAACCCUGCAGCUUGUGUAUUAAGAAACAGAACCCAGCUCUGACAGUAGUCCUAACCUCAGUAAUUCCAAAGCUUAGAUGUAUAUUUUGGUAUUUUUCUGAGAUGCUUAUGAAAAAAAAAAAGUUUGUCCUUUUUAAUUUUCUUGUUCGUUGGAUCUGUUGCUCUUUUUCUGUCACAGCAUGGAAUUUAACUGCAAAACUGUCUUACUGUAGGUGAAAUAAAUAGUAUUUUUGUAUGUUUUUGGAUUUCGGUGUAUGUGAUAUCAGUUUCACUGCCCAACUUAUCAUUGUUUUUAAACCAAAAUGAAAAAAAAAAAAAAAAGACUGUACAUAAUUAAUUGGUCACUGAUUUAGAAAAUAAAUCCCUCUCUAUACUCUUUCCAUGUAUCAUACGGCUGAAGCUCAAGGAAUGUGUUCCAUUCUCACCUGGUCACAUACUGUAGAUGUCUAUACUUCUAAAUCUCCCUUCAGAACGCUGUAACUCUCUGUUGUAAUAGUGAGGUUUGGUUUGAUUCUGAGUAUCACUACAGACCUGAACUCUAGUGCCACUCAUGGCCUGUUAUCAAGCGAACACACACACACACACACACCCAAGACUGAACGCUAAAUGGCUACAUCACCGUAGCUUAGAUCUGAAUGAUUGUGUAGAAUAUAAGUAUGUGAAUCAGGAUACAUGGUAGAUUUGAUGCAUUUGUCUGCUGUAUUUUGUUUGUUUAUAUAUAUCUUUUACUGUAACUGUACAGUUCUCUUUUGUUGUAAACAUUAAACCAUUUUCCAAGUGUUUUAAUAUUCUAA
Messenger RNA from Carassius auratus (goldfish), 8323 nucleotides. Its product is annotated as POU domain, class 2, transcription factor 1-like. The record is from RefSeq and is a predicted model, not a curated record. The coding region runs from base 189 to 2276 and encodes 695 amino acids. Gene Ontology annotation, molecular function: RNA polymerase II cis-regulatory region sequence-specific DNA binding; DNA-binding transcription factor activity, RNA polymerase II-specific. NCBI's taxonomy places the organism in Eukaryota, Metazoa, Chordata, Actinopteri, Cypriniformes, Cyprinidae. Gene Ontology annotation, biological process: regulation of transcription by RNA polymerase II. The transcript is spliced from 14 exons. Gene Ontology annotation, cellular component: nucleus.